AUGCUUUCAACUCUCUUCCCCGGCGUCGCUCUCAUCACCGGUGCAUCCUCAGGUAUCGGUAAAGCAACAGCAACAUCCUUCGCCCAAGAAGGUUGCACCCGUAUCAUCCUCGCCGACAUCUCCGAAGCUUCCCUCACCACAACCCAAGAAUCCCUCACCAAAUCCUACCCCAACACCCAAUUCCUCGCCAUCCCCACCGACAUCUCCUCCCCCGAAGCAGUACGAAACCUCUUCCGCAAAGCCGUCGAAAAGUUCGGCAGAAUCGACUAUGCAGUAAAUUGCGCCGGUGUUUUGGGGGCAGCAAAGAAAUCCCAUGAGAUGACUUUGGAGGAAUUCGAUCACAUUGUUAAUGUAGAUUAUCGUGGAUCGUGGCUGUGUUCGAGGGAGGAGUUGAAGGUGAUGGUUAAUCAGGAGCCACUGGAGACUCACGAUGGGAGAAAAGGGAGUAGAGGUGCCAUCGUGAAUGUGGCUAGUCAGUUGGGUAUUGUGGCCAGACCUCAAGCACCGGCAUACUGUUCAGCAAAAGCUGCUAUCAUUGGCUUGACGAAGUCAGACGCUUUGGAUUAUUCGGAGCACAACAUCAGGGUCAAUUGUGUCUGCCCUGGUGUGGUCGAAACACCACUCAUCAACGAUGAAGUGAGAAAGGCCAUCUCCAUCGCUCCUAUGAACAGAGCAGGUACACCGACCGAGAUCGCCGACUGCAUCCUUUUCCUCUGCUCACCAAAGUCAUCGUUUGUCCAAGGAGCCGCAUUGGUAGCAGACGGCGGAUACACUAUCAACUAG
Molecule: messenger RNA, 783 nt
Organism: Aureobasidium pullulans EXF-150
Lineage: Eukaryota; Fungi; Ascomycota; Dothideomycetes; Dothideales; Saccotheciaceae
Product: NAD(P)-binding protein
Exons: 4
Coding region: 1-783 (260 amino acids)
Source: RefSeq, a predicted model, not a curated record